Messenger RNA from Alnus glutinosa, 1200 nucleotides. RefSeq names its product proteasome subunit beta type-4-like. Bases 117 to 863 code for a protein of 248 amino acids. Gene Ontology annotation, cellular component: proteasome core complex; proteasome core complex, beta-subunit complex; nucleus. The record is from RefSeq and is a predicted model, not a curated record. Lineage: Eukaryota; Viridiplantae; Streptophyta; Magnoliopsida; Fagales; Betulaceae. The transcript has 7 exons.
AUUUCUUGAGCAAAGGGCAGGAAAAGGCAAAGGUUAAUAAGGAGAAGGAUGAUUCCCCUCUUCCCCCAAAUCAUCAAUCCCAAAGAAGAACUCCAUAGCCGAUUAACUGGAAGAAUAUGAAUUUGAUGAUGGAUUCAAACCAAGCUGCCAAGCAGCACAGUCUAAUGGGAUCUGAAGCUGCCUCUGAAAGAACUCUGUACCCAUAUGUUACUGGGUCAUCCGUAGUUGCUCUCAAAUACAAAGAUGGAAUUCUUAUGGCUGCUGAUAUGGGAGGCUCCUAUGGGUCUACCCUACGAUACAAGAGUGUGGAGCGAGUGAAGCCUGUUGGAAAACAUUCUCUUCUUGGCGCAAGCGGGGAAAUAAGUGACUUUCAGGAGAUUUUACGUUAUCUUGAUGAGCUUAUCCUGUAUGACAACAUGUGGGAUGAUGGGAAUUCUUUUGGGCCUAAAGAGGUGCACAGCUAUUUAACUCGUGUGAUGUAUAAUAGGCGUAACAAGUUUGACCCACUGUGGAAUGCACUUGUUCUUGGUGGAGUGAAAAAUGGGCAGAAGUACCUUGGCAUGGUUAGCAUGAUUGGUGUAAAUUUUGAGGAUAACCAUGUAACAACAGGGUUUGGAAAUCACCUCGCCCGACCUAUUCUUCGUGAUGAGUGGCAUGAGAACUUGAGUUAUGAAGAUGGUGUCAAGUUACUGGAGAAAUGUAUGCGUGUACUUCUAUAUCGUGACCGGUCUGCUAUCAACAAGCUUCAGAUAGCAAAGAUCACUGAAGAAGGCGUAACUAUUUCACCACCAUACGCAUUGAAGACAUUUUGGGGAUUUUCUGCUUUCGGGAACCCAACGGCGGGUGCGGAGGGAUCGUGGUAGCUACACUAGCUAGAUAGAGCUGGCUGGCUCUACUAGAACUGUGCUUGAGUUAAUUUGUCUGUGAUUGGUGGAUUUCCAAGUUAAACAACAUCAUGGUUGUCAUUAAUAGAUUGAUUGUCUAAAUUCACACAUGCCCGGACUGAUUAUUUGACAAGAAUUUAGCUUGAGCAGGAUGUCCCCCGCAAUUAUGUUUCUCAUAUCUUGUCUUAUCUAUGUAUGGCAAUAUAAAUUCUUGUUACACUUGGAAAUUCUCAGGUAAUGCAUUUUACAGAAAAUUAUGAUACAGCUCGUGGGAUAUUGCUGUAAUCAAUAAUUAUGGAUUUCAAUUUGGUUUGCU